GCUACAUCUCAAAUCUAACCUUAAAAGCCGCAUGGUCAUAUAAAAUCCAACUUUAUAAGAAAAAUCCUAACGAAACAAGAGCAGAAUUUUUUACAUAAUUUGCAUAAUUUUACAGAUUAUAACAUAGAUUAUGUGUAUUAUGACGCAAUGGCAGACCAAAUAGAUAAAAAUAUAGAAAUUAAACUUUUAAUUAAUUUCUCCAUUGAUAAAGUUUCUAAUUUGCCGUAUAAUAUAUGCAGCAUAUUAAACGGUCAAUACGAAGAUAUAAUAAAUAGUGAACUUUUUGCAUUUAUCGAAGCAAUAAGCAAUAGUGAUAAUAGCAUAGAAGAAAUUGUACAUAACAAUAUAUCUGAAACUGAUACACAUUUAUCAUGGUUAUGUAUGGGAAUAGCUUCAUUGUUGUACUUUGCCCAAUGUAAUUGGACAGGUCCAUGUGUUGAUAAAGAUAUUGAAUGGUUAAUAACUAGAAGAGAUGAAGCACUUAGAAACUUAUCAUUACAUAAUGAAUGUAAUAUAAAUGUACAAAAGCCUCAGCUUCUUUACCUGUCUAAAAAAAUAUUCUCUAAUAUUGAUUUACAGCUCAAGUAUGAAAGUUGCGUUUGGUGGCUAUUUAGAACCAAUUUAUUGCAUCAACAUAUAUUAGAUGAAACUUCAGGAAUAAUAUUUGAAGAAACCGAGCAUAUAAUAUCGCAAAUUAAUAAUCUUGAUAUAUUAAAAGAUCCUCUUUGUAAGCUAUUAUUCAAUCUAGAAUCUGCUAGAUUUUAUUUGUAUUAUAGAAGAACACAAAAUUCUGAAGAAUAUCUUGAAUGUGCACAGAGCAUAGCAGGUUUAAUAUUAAAUUUAGAAGGAGCAAUGGGAAAACGUACAAAAUACCAACAAGAAGAAAAAGCACAGUUGUACUUGAAAGUAGAAAUGACUAAAGAUAUUUUUCCAUCAGUAAAUUGCAAAGACAUACCAAAAUCUUUGAACUUAAAUGACGAAUUGAGAUUGGAACGCAUUGAAUUUUCAGAACACAAAGAAGAAAUCCAAUUAGGUGCAUUGGAAGAGGCAAUAAUUUUAGCAAAAUAUGUUCAGUUGCAGAUGUGUCAACCUAAGCACAAACUCACUGAUGAAGAAAUUAUACUCUAUUUGAUAAAAGUCAUAGAGAAUACAAAAAAUUGGUCAUUAAAGAUGACUUCUUUAUGCUGUCGUUGCUCAUUGGAAUCUGAAGAUAAAAGAACUGUCGAGCGAUCUAUGAUGCAAGCAGAGUCUCUAUUAAAAGAUUGCAAUGAUACAAAAGCACCUGUGGCCAGAAGAAUGGAUCUAUUUUUCGCAAGUGGUAUGAAACCUAUUUGGACAUUGGAAGAGAACUGGGCUAAUUUAAUGUUCAGUCUUGGCUUGGUGAAGGGAGCUCUAGAAGUUUUCAUAAAACUUGGAUUAUGGGAGAACGUGAUUAUUUGUUAUAAUGUAUUAAAUUUGAAACAUAAGGCAGCUGAAAUUAUUCAACAAGAACUAUCUAAAAAGCCAACAGUAAUGUUGUGGUGUCUGCUAGGAGAUGUAACUAGAGAUGUGAAUCAUUAUGAAACAGCAUGGAGAUUAUCAGAGGAAAAAAGCAGUAGAGUUCAGAGACACUGGGGAUUUCAUUAUUUUACAAAGAAAGAUUAUAUUGAAGCUAUACCACACUUAAAGUUAUCAGUCAAAUUGAAUAACAUUCAAGAGCAUGUGUGGUUUAGAUUGGGCUAUGCAGCAUUGCAGGUAGAGGAUUGGAAAUUAGCUGCUACAGCAUAUAGACGUUAUUGUGCCUUAGAACAAUCUACUUUUGAGGCAUGGAACAAUUUAGCAAAAGCAUACAUUAAAUUAGGUGAUAAACCAAGAGCUUGGAAAUCUCUACAAGAUGCUAUAAAAUGUAAUUAUGAUCGUUGGGAAGUAUGGGAUAAUUUGAUGGUUGUUAGCAUUGAUUUGGGAUAUUUUUCAGAAGUUAUUCGAUGUUACCAUCGUAUUUUGGAUUUGCAGAAUAAUCACUUGGAUAUUCAAGUUCUUCAAAUAUUAACUAAUGCUAUAAUAAACAACAUUAUUGAUGCGGAUGGAAAUUCGGCAUCUCGUUUACUUCAAAAUAGUCUGGAAUUAUUUGGAAGAAUUACUAGUUCUAAUACAAUUAAUAGCCCAGAUAUUUGGAGAAUGUAUGCUGAACUUGUCAUAUUGAGAAAGAGAGAUAUUGAUCAAGAGAGAGCAGCGCAAUAUUUACAACAAGCACAUCGUAUUGCCACUUCAAAUCCAAAAUGGUCUCAUAGAGAAGAAACAACUCUAAAUGUAUUGGAGUUAUGUCAUAAUUUGGCACAGGCAUAUUUACAUUGUACUAAAGAUAUUAUAGUUGUCAAAAAAAGAAAAAUGUUAGGGAGUGCAAAAUUAUCCCUUCAGGGAAUUGUGAAAAAGGUCAAGGAACAAGAAUGGAAUAAUACAAAUAUCAUGGAACAAUUAACAAAAGUUGAAGAGCAUUUAACAGUUAUAACAAAUGAAUUGGAACAAAUAAAAUCUACAUAA
This is a messenger RNA of Camponotus floridanus (Florida carpenter ant), 2520 nucleotides long. Its product is annotated as tetratricopeptide repeat protein 27. The coding region runs from base 148 to 2520 and encodes 790 amino acids. NCBI's taxonomy places the organism in Eukaryota, Metazoa, Arthropoda, Insecta, Hymenoptera, Formicidae. The record is from RefSeq and is a predicted model, not a curated record. Gene Ontology annotation, molecular function: protein binding. The transcript has 8 exons.